Molecule: messenger RNA, 1449 nt
Organism: Colletotrichum orchidophilum
Lineage: Eukaryota; Fungi; Ascomycota; Sordariomycetes; Glomerellales; Glomerellaceae
Product: serine hydroxymethyltransferase
Exons: 4
Coding region: 1-1449 (482 amino acids)
Biological process (GO): L-serine catabolic process; tetrahydrofolate interconversion; folic acid metabolic process
Cellular component (GO): cytoplasm
Molecular function (GO): glycine hydroxymethyltransferase activity; serine binding; pyridoxal phosphate binding
Source: RefSeq, a predicted model, not a curated record
AUGGCUGCUACUGGUUCUUACUCCCUCCCCGUCUCCCACAAGGAGAUGCUGGAGAAGUCCCUCAUCGACUCCGACCCUGAGGUCGCCGAGAUCAUGAAGGACGAGAUCAAGCGCCAGCGCGAGUCUAUCAUUCUCAUCGCUUCCGAGAACGUCACUUCCCGUGCCGUCUUCGACGCCCUUGGAUCCCCCAUGUCCAACAAGUACUCCGAGGGCCAACCCGGUGCCAGAUACUACGGUGGCAAUGAGCACAUCGACCAGAUUGAGAUUCUCUGCCAGAACCGUGCCCUCAAGGCAUUCAACCUUGACUCCUCCAAGUGGGGUGUCAACGUCCAGUGCCUGUCUGGCUCUCCCGCCAACCUCCAGGUCUACCAGGCCAUCAUGCCCGUCCACGGCCGCCUCAUGGGUCUUGACCUCCCCCACGGUGGUCACUUGUCCCACGGCUACCAAACUCCCGCCAAGAAGAUCUCUGCUGUCUCUACCUACUUUGAGACCAUGCCCUACCGCGUUAACCUCGACACCGGCAUCAUUGACUACGACCAGCUCGAGAAGAACGCCCAGCUCUUCCGUCCCAAGGUCCUCGUCGCCGGUACCUCUGCCUACUGCCGUCUGAUCGACUACGCCCGCAUGCGCAAGAUCGCCGACUCUGUCGGUGCCUACCUCGUCGUUGACAUGGCCCACAUCUCCGGUCUCAUUGCUGCCGGCGUCAUUCCCUCCCCCUUUGAGUUCGCGGACAUCGUCACCACCACCACCCACAAGUCCCUCCGUGGCCCCCGCGGUGCCAUGAUCUUCUUCCGCAAGGGCGUCCGUUCCGUCAACGCCAAGGGCCAGGAGACCCUCUACGACCUCGAGAACCCCAUCAACUUCUCCGUCUUCCCCGGUCACCAGGGUGGCCCCCACAACCACACCAUCACUGCCCUCGCCGUUGCCCUGAAGCAGGCUGCCAGCCCCGACUUCAAGGCUUACCAGCAAAAGGUCAUUGACAACGCCAAGGCCAUCGAGAACAAGUUCAAGGCCCUCGGCCACAAGCUCGUCGCCGACGGCACGGACUCCCACAUGGUCCUCCUCGAUCUCCGCCAGUUCAACUUGGACGGUGCCCGUGUUGAGGCCGUCCUCGAGCAGAUCAACAUCACCUGCAACAAGAACUCCAUCCCCGGCGAUAAGAGCGCCCUCACCCCUUGCGGUCUCCGCAUCGGUACUCCGGCCAUGACCUCCCGUGGAUUCGGAGAGGCCGACUUUGAGCGUGUCGCCAACUACAUUGAUGAGUCUAUCAAGAUCUGCAAGGAGGUCCAGGCUUCCCUGCCCAAGGAGGCCAACAAACUCAAGGACUUCAAGGCCACCGUCGCCGGCGGCCAGGUUGCCAAGAUCAACGACCUUCGCAAGGAGGUUGCCGAGUGGAGCUCCGGCUUCCCCCUCCCUGUUGAGGGCUGGCGCGUUGACGCUGGCAUCUAA